UUACAUGUAUUAUUACGCAUGCUUACCCCAUUUCUUACCGAUAAGAUAAGAAGCAGCCGCUUUUCUCCCCUCCGCGUCCGCUUCCCCAAUAUCUACAUCCAUUCCAUUUCAUCUGCUUCUUCUGCUCAUAUUGACUGCUAUAUACUCUCCAUAUUCAUCCCUUUUAGCAGCUGAGCGUUAGAUAGAUUUAGAAUCCUCUCGCCAUGUCCCAGACACUACCGAAAAACGUCCAUGUGUCCCGCCAUCCGUGUCUACGGGUGAAGCUCUCCCAGCUUCGAUCAGGCAAGGCAUCAAGCCGUGAAACCAACGACCUAGUCCACGAGAUAGCCACGAUAAUAGGCUGUGAGGCCUUUGCAGACAAUAUCUCUGUGGCCCCCGGUGAGAAGGUGUGUUGUUCCCUGCCUUCCCCGCUGCCACCAUCACUCAAUAGUUUCCGAUACUAAACAGGGCAACGAAUGAAACAGAACACCACCCCCCUCGGAUACGAAUAUACCACUAGCUCCAUAACGCCAGACAAGAUCGCCCUGGUUCCUAUACUACGAUCAGGCCUCGGCAUGGUCAACGCAAUUCAAACCCUUCUCCCAUGCACGCCAGCCGUGCACCAUCUCGGCCUGUUCCGCGAACCCACCACCCUCGAACCAGUAGAAUAUUACAACAACCUCCCCUUCCAGCCGAACUCGACGGGCGUCAACUCCGCCGCAGCAAAGCUAGCAAUCAUCAUCGACCCCGUGGUUGCAACGGGCAGCACUGCCUCAGCGGCCAUCCAGACGCUGCGUGAGUGGGGGGUGGAACGGAUCUUGUUCCUGUGUAUCUUGGGUAGUCAUGCUGGUCUUAUCAAGGCGGCGGGGGAGUGGGAGGAAGGCGUGCAGGUUUGGACGGGGGCCGUGGACGAGCAGGUUGACAUGAAGGGAAUGAUUCAGCCUGGUCUGGGGGAUAUUGGGGACAGGCUUUUCUCGGCCGGCGGUAGGACGUCGGUGAGUUAGGAGGUGUGCGGUUUGCUAUGACCGGUGAUGUGGUGUGGCUUGGUUGGGCGGUGUUUGGCGAGACUUGGUUGGUUUAUAUAAAUACGUUGAAUUUGACUUGAACGGUACAUUGACGUCAAUCUACUAAGCUACAGGCCUACUAGUUAAUUUAAUUCGAUGCUGCAAGGGAAGAGAGCGGUUCACCAUCAAUAUGAUGAGAUUAUUUGGGUAAUGUUAAGUAAAGUCUGUAUGGUACACGCAAUUUGUAGUAGACCAGAGAAGAGAAGCGCAGAAAUCAAGAAAGCAGAAUCAGCCAUGGAGAAUUAAAAAAAAAAAAAAUAUCGAGCAUCUGACCAAGGAAAUAAGAGAUAAAUCAGUAAAUAGAAUCGAUGGAUAGAUAGGAGCUAUAUCAAAUAUCAACAGAAAAAGAUUAAAUAUAAAAAAAUAAAUGAAAAGUAAAGCAAAAAGAGAAAACACGCAAAAACAAACACUGGCUGACCGAACAGAAAUCUAGUAAGUAAUAGGCAGAUAGAUGAGAUGAGAUUGAUAUAGAGACGAGAGACAUUAACGCGGCACGCAGAACGCAGACCAGGAAAGCAAGCAAACAAGAGCAAAGAAAAGAUAUUCCAAAAAGAAACAAUUGAAAAUGGCGAAACAAUGAACUCGAUGGCGUCAAGGUAAGGAGGCAGAGGCAUAUUAAGUCCAAAGACGAGGACGAGGAGAUGAGAGCCAUGCACAAACGCAGAACGGAGCAGAGUAUCAGAGUAAAGCAGAAGAGAACAGGAGAACUAAAUGGAGUAUAUAGACCGCGAGAAAAAGCAGUAAAGCAAGGCAAGCAAAAAGAGCAGAAAGGGAGAAAAAAGGCACUAAAGAUUAAAUGUAGGGUGUUGUAGAAAGGUAGUAAAGUAAUAGUAGGAAAGAGAGAAGAGAAGCAAGUUGAUGCGGCGAACAGACGCAGACACGCAGGACCAGCUGGUGUAGAGAAGAUGAGGUGCAUGCCUUUGCUCGGUUGUGGAGCAGAGGUUAGUGUCGAUGUAGGUUGGAUGGGUAUUUGGUUGCGAGUGAAGUCACCAGGAGGUAAAAGGGGGGGAUGUGUGAGCAGCCAGUCCGCACGAAGGAAGCAGAGAAAAAAGAACGGAAAAAGGGACACGAACAGAUAUCUCAAACCCACCAGCCAAGGAAAAGAACGAAGCAGAAAAGAAAUGAGGGAAAAAUCAAAUCCAAGGAAAUCCGUUUCUGACACGAGACAUGCAAAUGCAGAUUAGAAAAGAAAAGAAGGAAAGGAAAGGCAAGUCGAUAGAGAAGCCUUCCUCGUUUCUUUUCCCCUUCGUUCCCUUUGCCACUUUGCAUUCGCCUUUGCCAGCUAUGUCAUGCCAAAACCCCGUGUCCAUGUUUUUCCCCGGUAGUGCCAAUCUAUGUGUGUAUGUAUGAAUGUGUUGUUGUCCGUGACCACCCCCUUCAAGCAAGCAAAAGCCGAAAUAUAGAAAGUAGAGAAAUAAAUCGAAAAAAAAAAAAAA
Messenger RNA from Trichophyton rubrum CBS 118892, 2479 nucleotides. Its product is annotated as uracil phosphoribosyltransferase. NCBI's taxonomy places the organism in Eukaryota, Fungi, Ascomycota, Eurotiomycetes, Onygenales, Arthrodermataceae. The transcript has 2 exons. The record is from RefSeq and is a predicted model, not a curated record. Bases 456 to 983 code for a protein of 175 amino acids.